Molecule: messenger RNA, 1618 nt
Organism: Pundamilia nyererei
Lineage: Eukaryota; Metazoa; Chordata; Actinopteri; Cichliformes; Cichlidae
Gene: fkbp6
Product: FKBP prolyl isomerase 6
Exons: 9
Coding region: 310-1332 (340 amino acids)
Biological process (GO): piRNA processing; spermatogenesis
Cellular component (GO): cytoplasm
Molecular function (GO): Hsp90 protein binding; peptidyl-prolyl cis-trans isomerase activity
Source: RefSeq, a predicted model, not a curated record
GAAUUUGCAGACUGAUGAUGAUACAGUGCUCUUCCCAAAUAAACUGAAUUUAUAGGCUAAAAGUUUCAGUAUUGGGAUUGGUAAUACCAGCCCCGUGUAUAGUUGGCAUUGGCUCACCUAAAUGUGCAGACAAAUUGCACAGACGCGUUUCCUGGACCCGUAUUCUGCGCACAGUUUGGGCCGCUCGUCAAGGUCACGUGGUGUAAUUAACCCAAGCCUGAGCGCCAGAACAAACUAGGGAACUGGCUUUACAGAGUUAUCUGUGUAACAGCGCUGUUUACAACAGUUUUAACUCAUACUACCGAGUAAAUGUCAAGGAACGGGUUAAUAUCGAGUUUGCGGAGGCUAAUAAACGACGAGGAGCCGCUCGAAACGAGGUCUCCGAGUCCUUUUGAGCAGCUACGUCCGCGGAUGAACGAUAUCAUAGGAGAUGGAGGAAUCCUGAAGGAGGUGGUCCAGCCAGGAGAUGGCCCGCCUGUCCCCGAAAACGCUUCAGUACUGAUCCAUUACUCAGGAUUCCUGGAAUAUUCUGAUCAGCCUUUUGAAACCACCACUCACCUCAAAUACCCUCGGAUGAUGAAGUUGGGGAGAGAUGUGACACUGGCCGGGCUGGAGCUGGGUCUGUUGACCAUGAAGAAAGGAGAGUUCUCUCGGUUCCUCCUCCAGCCUCAGUAUGCUUACGGGGAAAUGGGAUGCCCUCCAUUUAUCCCCGCAGCAGCUGUGGUUCUGUAUGAGGUUCAGAUCCUCGACUACCUUGACUCAGGACAAGUGGAUGACUUUAUUACAAUGAGUGUGGUAGGGAGGCUGCAGGAGCAGCAGAACACCGUUCCUAUGUCCACACUUCUUGAAGUUGUCAACACACUGCGGAGCUUUGGCAACCGUUUCUUCAACCAGAACCGAUAUUACAAUGCCAAAGAUCGCUAUAAACAGGUACAUUUUGAAGCUAUGACGCUGCUGGGAAACAGGGAAACACAGAGUGAUUUAGAGAAGGAGAGGAUCAAGACGGCUCUGCUUCCUCUCUACCUGAAUAUUUCUCUCGCUGAGCUCCGCCUGGAAAGACCGCACAAAGCCCUGAAAUAUGGAAACAAAGCCUUGGAGAUAGACUCUGCCAACACAAAGGCUCUCUUCCGCUGCGGACAGGCUUACCUGGAGCUGCAUGAGUAUGCGAGUGCUCAGUGUUGCCUCACAUCUGCUCAAGCACAGAAGCCCUUUGACAGUGACAUCAACAACCUUCUGAGGAAAGUGACAAUGUGCUAUAAAGACAGCCUGGACAAAGAGAAAGACUUGUACUCAAAGAUGUUUAGAGAGCUGAAGGGCUCAGUGAAAAUGUGAGGACCAGCAGGAGGAGGAGGUUUCAAGAUUCACCAUGUUUUCCUUUUAUAAUUUGUUUUCUACUUAUGAAGGGAGUUGGGUUGUAAUCAUUGUUUCAAUUCUUUCAAAUUUAUCUCAAAUUUAGUGUUGUUUUGAUAUUUUGUUAAAUAAUGUUUCUCAUUAGUACCCUUUCUCUCCUUUGGACUCCUGCUGUACAUAUUCCUUGCAUGUUUGCUGGAGUAUUAAGCAUUUGCUUGGGAUCUUGAGAUGAUGAUGAUAAUAAAAAAUACAAUGUUCACUUCUAGAA